Molecule: messenger RNA, 1682 nt
Organism: Mangifera indica (mango)
Lineage: Eukaryota; Viridiplantae; Streptophyta; Magnoliopsida; Sapindales; Anacardiaceae
Product: tRNA (adenine(58)-N(1))-methyltransferase non-catalytic subunit trm6-like
Exons: 15
Coding region: 100-1413 (437 amino acids)
Biological process (GO): tRNA methylation
Cellular component (GO): nucleus; tRNA (m1A) methyltransferase complex
Source: RefSeq, a predicted model, not a curated record
AAAUUAUUGGGCCGAAUCCAACUUUUGUCGCCAGCUGUAAACCCUAGCUUGAGGAUUGAGGGUUUUUGUAGCUUUUUGUUUUAGAGCAAGAGAUCCACCAUGAUGUCGCAAAAAAACCUUCAAUCUGAUCCUAUUCGAAAUCCUAGAGUGACAUGGGAAGGUUGCAGUGUAUUGCUCGACAUCAACAAUGGUGACCGUCUGGUUUUUGCUCGUCUCACUGCCGGCUCGUCGUUGAAAAUUGGAAAUAAGAACUGUUCCCUGCAACCGUUGAUUGGCUGUCCUUUCGGUUGUCUGUUUCAAGUCGAUAAUGAAAAGGAAGGGCCUUAUUUAUCUCGGGUUAUUCCCACUAUAGAAGAUGAUAUUCAAGAAAAAGAAACUAUUCAAAUGAAUGAUGGAUUAAGAGACAAUCGAGCUAUUGUUGAUAAUAAUAAAGCCCAAAGCUUAACUGGUGAAGAUAUAGACGCAAUGAGGCGACAGGGUGCCACAGGUGGCGAAAUUGUUGAAGCACUCAUUGCUAACAGUGCAACAUUUGACAAGAAAACAUCUUUCUCACAGGAGAAGUAUAGACUUAAAAAGCAAAAGAAGUAUGCACCCAGAGUCCUUGUAAGGCGUCCUGUUACUAGAAGUAUAUGUGAGGCAUACUUCAAGAAAUAUCCCGCAAGAAUUGGAUUCUUGCGAGUUGAUGCUUUAUCUCUUCUGCUCUCAAUGGCUAAUGUAACCUCCAAUUCUGAUGUUCUUGUGGUUGAUAUGGUUGGUGGCCUUCUUACUGGUGCUGUGGCAGAACGCUUAGGAGGUACAGGUUAUGUUUGCAACACUUGUCUUGGAGAUUCACCGUAUCCUAUGGAUAUAGUGCGGAUAUUUAACUUCAGUGAUCAAAUUUGCAAGAGGAUUAUACGGGCUUCUCUGAAUGAUUUUAGUCUAUCUCAAGAUGAAAGUUCCAAGCAAAGUGAUCAAAAUGAAAACGAGCUAGUUUCUUCACCAGUUAUCAUGGAAGGUGUAUCUUUCUCAUCUGAAAAUGGGGUUUCUGAUAUUAAUUCUGAGGCCCCUGUGAACAAGGUUUGCAAACCCCCCAAAGCUGGGGAGAAGGCAUCACAAGAGGCCCUUAAGUUGUGGAAAGAAAAUGGUUUUUCUAGCCUACUAAUUGCUGCGCCAGAGCUUGAUCCAUCCAGCUUAGUCAUAGAUCUCCUGCCACUUUUAUCAUAUUCAGCUCCCUUUGCAAUCUAUCACCAAUAUCUGCAGCCUCUUGCAACAUGCAUGCACAAUCUACAGCUUGGGAAAAUGGCAAUUGGUUUGCAAAUUUCAGAACCUUGGCUUCGUGAAUAUCAGGUUCUUCCAUCAAGAACUCAUCCAUGCAUGCAGAUGAGUGGAUUUGGAGGGUACAUUCUGAGUGGGACUAGGGUAUUUAGCAGCUAAUAAUACCAGUUCCGUGGCAGCAAGCGCAAUUGAGAGUGAAUGAGAAUGUGCCCUAGCAUAGCAUUUGUUUGGAUUGUAUUUUAUGUUUCUAAUUGUGUACACUAGCUAUAAACAUGCAACUAAGGUGUAAGUGAGCUAAACCUGAGUACUGGGCUCGAUUACAUUAGGUAGAGCUUAAUCUUAAGUUCACCGAGCGGGUGAGAUUUUUGUAUGAUCUUGAAUUUGUCAAAAAAAUAAUAUUUUAAUUUUAUAAUUUAUAAAUUUAUCAA